AUGUCGUUUGGUAUACCACUUUCCCAGUUAAUAAUAGAAAGCCCAAAGCCAUUAAGUAGUGGUAUUACAGGAUUGGAUGAAAUACUGAGCCUUGGAUUCCAAGCAAGAUCGAUAUAUGAAAUAUUUGGGCCUCCAGGAAUAGGCAAGACUAAUUUCGGAAUUCAAUUGGUUAGCAGGUCGCUAGAAAACAUGAAGCCGUUGGAAAAGAAUGACGAUAAGAUUCUAUGGAUAGAGGCCUUUCAAGAUAUGCCUAUCAACAUCUUAAGGGAGCGCUUCCCGAAAUUCGAUAUUGUAGAGGAGAAUGUUAAACGUGUUCGGAUAAUGAAGUUUGGGCAACUGUUAUAUUUUUUUCAAAACUUGUUCAAGCUGUCACAAAGCAUGAAGUACAAACUAAUAAUAAUCGACGGUUUUUCUCAAUUACUAUGCGACCAUUUGUGUACGCUGAGUAAAAGAAGUGGGGGGGUGAUAGAUAAAACUAUACAUGAUUUAAAAUGCCGGCACUUGAUAUUAAUUUUUACAGCGAUGACCAAAUAUACUCAUUCUACUGGCUCAACUAUAAUACUGCUAAACGAUUGCAUGAACACAGCAUUCCAAUCCAACGAAUUCGGAUCCUUGGAAGAAGAUUACGAGGUCCUAGAGGACGGUUCCAAUUUCUAUGUCAAUUCGAACAGUGAUAGACGUAAAAGUAACGUACACAUUCUGAAAAGUGCUCUAGUGGCCAAUAUUGCUAUGGGAGGCAAAGAUUCCACCUGGGAAGUGUUUUUGAGGGACAGGAUUGGUUUAUUCAGAGACUGGAAUGAGCAAGCGGACGAAACAAUAUUUGUAAAGAGCAAGAGAGUGAAGACGCCGUCUUCCCAAGAUAACGAGGCAUGCACCAUCAAAGAAAUGAGAAUAAACAAACGAAACUUCGAAAACUUUAGAAUAGCUAUUGUUUUCAAUCUGCAUGGGGACGACAGGGAGAGAGACAGAGACGGGGGAAGACCAAAACGGACGAGAAAUAGCGAAGAUCGCAACCGUAUUGUUAAAUUCGACUUUGAUAGAGCAACAGGCCUAUUCCGCGAUAUAAUCGACCAAGAAGUAAACACUGCCAAUAUUGGCUCAAUCCCGACAUUAUCAGCAAGCAGCAGCAGCUGUUCCCAACUGUUUGUCAACAUGGAGUCUGAUGAUAACCAAAUGCCAUAUGUAGAAGGAAAGGAGGAAGUAAUUUAUGAUAGCGAAGGCUAA
Molecule: messenger RNA, 1224 nt
Organism: Saccharomyces eubayanus
Lineage: Eukaryota; Fungi; Ascomycota; Saccharomycetes; Saccharomycetales; Saccharomycetaceae
Gene: RAD55
Product: putative DNA-dependent ATPase RAD55
Exons: 1
Coding region: 1-1224 (407 amino acids)
Biological process (GO): meiotic DNA recombinase assembly; reciprocal meiotic recombination; DNA repair
Cellular component (GO): replication fork; Rad51C-XRCC3 complex; Rad51B-Rad51C-Rad51D-XRCC2 complex
Molecular function (GO): ATP-dependent DNA damage sensor activity; ATP binding; four-way junction DNA binding
Source: RefSeq, a predicted model, not a curated record